Arachis duranensis is the source of this 795-nucleotide messenger RNA. RefSeq lists its product as uncharacterized. The transcript has a single exon. The record is from RefSeq and is a predicted model, not a curated record. Bases 88 to 588 code for a protein of 166 amino acids. Lineage: Eukaryota; Viridiplantae; Streptophyta; Magnoliopsida; Fabales; Fabaceae.
AUAAUCUUUAACUAAUUUUAUAUUAGUCUGGGUUAUCUUUUAAAGCAGUGCAAAGGCAAGAGGCAGGAGUAAAAGGGCCGUGUGAAGAUGGAAGCCUCCUCAAGAAUGUUACUACUGUCUCCAGUAUCGGCCUCCAAAAUUCGCUUCAAUGAUUCACUCAGAAGGCCUAACAAGUUAGUAUCGACGAAGAUAGUGAGUAUGGCAAAGGAUAGCAGCGACAGCAGCAGCAACAACAACGGAAUCGUGGAGAAAGCAGCCAUAGUUGGAGGUUUAAUCUCAACCCCAGUGAUAGGGUGGUCCCUCUACACACUGAAGACCACCGGGUGCGGCCUCCCUCCUGGUCCAGGUGGCUCUAUUGGCGCACUUGAAGGCGUAAGCUAUCUUGUUGUUGUGGGAAUAGUGGGUUGGUCUUUGUACACUAAGGCCAAGACCGGUUCUGGUCUUCCCAAUGGUCCUUUUGGGCUGUUGGGUGCUGUUGAGGGCUUCUCCUAUUUGUCACUUGUUGCCAUUCUUCUUGUCUUUGGUUUACAGUACCUUGACCAAGGUUACAUCCCUGGUCCUCUCCCUGCUGAUCAGUGCUUUGGCUAGCUUACCUUCCUUUCAUUCUCUUUCUUUCAAGAUAAUAAUAAUAAUGUUAUAUUGGUGGCCACUACUAUUCUAUCUUAGCAUUUGUGGAUGUGGUCGCUCCAUGUAUCUCAUUUUCCUACACCUUUCUCUGUUUUUCAAUUCGUAUUCUACUAUUGUUGAUAUUGUACCUCCCAAUUUGAUGAGACUAUUUCAACUGAUUUAAUUUUA